Messenger RNA from Lactuca virosa, 2316 nucleotides. NCBI's taxonomy places the organism in Eukaryota, Viridiplantae, Streptophyta, Magnoliopsida, Asterales, Asteraceae. The record is from the annotation of a GenBank genome assembly.
AUAUAAACCACAACUCUCAUCUACCAAUGACUCAACACAUUGCUAGCCAUUCAAUCCUUUCUUCCUCCACCUAUAUAUACAUUAUACACAGACACUCACACACUCAAGAACACUAACAGACACUACGUAUACAAGAACUAGCUAGAUCGAUCCAAACUACAGUUGAAUUAAUGGAGAACGGGCAUGUAAAUGGAGUGGCGACCGAGUUCUGCAUUAAAGAUCCCUUGAACUGGGGAGUUGCAGCGGAGGCAUUGAAGGGGAGCCACCUUGAUGAGGUGAAGAGAAUGGUGCAGGAGUUCAGGAAGCCUGUUGUGAAGCUCGGAGGAGAGACGUUGACGGUGUCUCAGGUGGCGGGUAUUGCUGCUGCCGGUGAUAGCUCCACUGUGAAGGUGGAGCUGUCGGAGUCUGCUAGGGCUGGAGUGAAAGCGAGUAGUGAUUGGGUGAUGGAGAGCAUGAACAAAGGGACUGAUAGUUAUGGAGUCACCACCGGGUUUGGAGCCACCUCUCACCGGAGGACCAAGCAAGGCGGUGCUCUUCAGAAGGAGCUCAUUAGAUUUUUAAACGCCGGAAUCUUUGGCAACGGAACGGAAUCAAGCCACACCCUUCCGCAUUCAGCAACCAGAGCCGCCAUGCUCGUAAGAAUCAACACCCUCCUCCAGGGUUACUCUGGUAUCCGUUUUGAGAUAUUGGAAGCCAUAACUAAGUUCCUCAACACCAACGUCACCCCUUGCUUACCCCUCCGAGGCACAAUCACCGCCUCCGGCGACCUUGUCCCAUUGUCUUACAUCGCCGGACUUCUCACCGGCCGCCCCAACUCCAAAGCUGUCGGCCCCAACGGUGAAAUCCUCAACGCCGAAAAAGCCUUCAACCUCGCCGGAGUUACUGGUGGGUUCUUCGAGUUACAACCUAAAGAAGGUCUAGCACUUGUUAAUGGCACCGCCGUCGGAUCUGGCAUGGCUUCCAUGGUCCUCUUCGAAGCUAAUGUGCUUGCAUUGUUAUCGGAAGUUUUGUCGGCUAUCUUCGCGGAGGUUAUGCAAGGGAAACCAGAGUUUACAGAUCACUUGACACACAAACUGAAGCAUCACCCUGGCCAGAUCGAAGCUGCAGCGAUAAUGGAAUACAUUUUAGAUGGAAGUGAUUAUGUUAAGGCAGCACAGAAGGUCCAUGAAAUGGACCCUUUACAGAAACCCAAACAAGAUCGAUAUGCUCUAAGGACUUCACCACAAUGGUUGGGGCCACAUAUCGAGGUCAUCCGAUCAUCUACUAAAAUGAUCGAGAGAGAGAUCAACUCCGUCAACGACAACCCUCUGAUCGAUGUUUCCCGGAACAAGGCCUUACAUGGUGGUAACUUCCAAGGAACUCCUAUUGGAGUUUCCAUGGACAACACACGUUUAGCCAUUGCCUCCAUCGGAAAACUCAUGUUUGCUCAAUUCUCCGAACUCGUAAACGACUUCUACAACAAUGGCUUACCUUCAAAUCUUUCAGGCGGACGAAACCCUAGCUUAGAUUAUGGAUUCAAAGGUGGAGAAAUUGCCAUGGCUUCAUACUGUUCCGAACUCCAGUUUCUUGCAAAUCCGGUGACAAACCAUGUCCAAAGUGCUGAACAACACAACCAAGACGUAAACUCUUUGGGGUUGAUUUCAGCAAGAAAAACAGCCGAAGCUGUAGAAAUCUUGAAGCUCAUGUCAUCUACAUACUUGGUAGCUCUAUGCCAAUCCAUUGAUUUGAGACAUUUAGAAGAGAACAUGAAAUCCACAGUGAAGAACACAGUUAGCCAAGUAGCCAAAAAGGUCCUAACCAUGGGUGUCAACGGCGAGCUCCACCCCUCAAGAUUCUGUGAAAAGGACUUGCUUCGAGUAGUUGAUAGGGAGUACGUGUUUGCAUACAUCGACGACCCUUGCAGCGCCACUUAUCCAUUGAUGCAGAAGCUUCGACAAGUUCUUGUAGACCAUGCUUUAAACAAUGGCGAAACUGAGAAGAACACUAGCACUUCAAUCUUCCAAAAGAUCAGUGCUUUUGAAGACGAAUUGAAAGCCAUUUUGCCCAAAGAAGUCGAGGGUGUAAGAAUUGCAUAUGAGGAUGAUACAUUGACAAUCCCAAACAGAAUCAAGGCUUGUAGAUCAUACCCAUUAUAUAGGUUUGUAAGGGAAGAACUCGGAAGUGGGUUCUUAACAGGUGAGAAGGUGACGUCACCAGGGGAGGAAUUCGAUAAGGUGUUCACGGCAAUGUGCAAAGGCCAACUCAUUGAUCCUUUGUUGGAGUGUGUUCAAGGUUGGGAUGGUGUUCCUCUUCCAAUCUCUUAGAAGUAAAUGAGAG